Molecule: messenger RNA, 1183 nt
Organism: Lucilia cuprina (Australian sheep blowfly)
Lineage: Eukaryota; Metazoa; Arthropoda; Insecta; Diptera; Calliphoridae
Gene: Snup
Product: snurportin-1
Exons: 1
Coding region: 149-1183 (344 amino acids)
Biological process (GO): snRNA import into nucleus
Cellular component (GO): cytoplasm; nucleus
Source: RefSeq, a predicted model, not a curated record
GAAUUCGUCUUGCCCAACAGCUUAUCUGAAUUUGCCUUGUCUUACCAUGUAACUUCUCCAACCAAGAUAUAUUAAUUAAAAAAAAUUAAUAUAUUUACCUUGGCUACAGCAAUUUUAUUAAAUUUGUUCUUUCAACCUCGCGAACGCGAUGUUUCAUAAUUUGUAUAAACCAAACAUUAAUGAAAAAGAACGUCAGGAAAUACGGAGAAAAGAACUAUUACAGCAACAAAAAAUUAAACGCUUGGAACAACAAGAUGAACAGAGGAAUCUUAAAGACCCACAUGCUAGUGAAUAUAAAGGAAAGUUUUAUAAUAAAAAGCGUAAGAUUAACACUAGUAUAGAAAAUAUAAAUCUACAACUUUCUGAAUGGCUUAAGGAGAAGCCAGAAAAUUUUGAUGAUUGGCUUUUAGUGCCAUGUCCGAAGGGUCAACGUUGCUUAGUGGUUGCUGCAAGAGGAGAAACUAAAAUGUUUAGCAAAAAUAAAAAAUAUCGUAUGACAUUCUCUAGUAUAUUACCUGGCGGUGGUAUUUUAGGUUCCUGCAAUGACUACUGCAUAUUGGACUGCAUUUAUUGUAAAGAAAUGGACAUUUUCUAUAUACUAGAUGCAUUACAUUUUUCAAUACCUUUGGUGGAUUGUGAUGCCGAAUUUCGUUUCUUUUGGUUAAAAUCCAAAUUAAACGAACUUGACGAAUUUGAAGGAAAGCUCAAAUAUGAUAACCUAAAAUUGUUUAAACUUUUAGAAAACUAUGACAUGUCAAAUGAGGAGCGUACAUUUGUUGCUCUGCAACGAUAUCCCUUAUGGGUGGAUAAUCGACCACAGUUAGAUGGUUUUCUAUUUUAUCAUAAAAAGUCUCAUUACGUAUAUGGUACUACCCCAUUAGUUUGCUGGUUAUUUGCGUUUAUGCUGCCCGAUGUAUUACAAAUGGCAGUCAGUCGCUGUUAUGCAUCUCCAGAUAAUUACUGUAAACAGAAUCCUUGGCGGUAUAUGGAUGAAUUUGAUAAACGGCUAAAAAUAAAACAUUGCAGUCAAAAGGAAUAUCCUUUAGAAAAAAAUUCUACUGCAAUGGAUGAAGAUUUGGAAUAUAUAGAAUGGGACAUAGAUGAAACCAGAUCAGAUAAGGAUAACGAGCUAGAUUCUUUACUUACAGCGGAGAAACUUUUAGAACUGGAGGAAGGAAAAUGA